AUGUCCUCCCCCCCAACCUCGCCGGACGGCCUAACCACGGCCCUGGCCAUCGAGACCAAGCCAUUCCUCACGAAUCCCACCCGUCCGCAACACCCCAAGCGCUGUCUGCGCCCCAUCUGCCGCGCCACCGAGACGAACCAAUGGUGCACGUCGCCUGACGGCCGCAACACACUGUGCCACAGAUGCUAUGCACUCUACCUCGCCAUGAAGCUCCCGCUGUUCCGGCACCCCCUCACCUCGCGUCUCUCCAUCCUGCGGUCACCUGACGCCUGCCCCGUCCGCGUCACGGGGUUCGCCGUGCGUCACCGCGCCCGACCCACCGAGUACCGCCGCCCGCGCCGAAACGCCGCAAAGCCAUUCGUCGUCCCACUUACUGACUGCCCCCGAGACCGCGAACUGCUCCGCAUGACCGACGUCGCGCCCAACGUGGGCCGCCGCGGCCCCGUGCGCACAGCCGCCGUGUACUCUCCAAUCAGCAAACGCCCCGCGAGGCACACACGCCCGGGCUCGACCAGGAUUUUGCCACGAGCCGCCAAACUCAUCCCAGUCCGCAAGUCCUCCCCAGCGGACCCCUUCAAUUUCGGCCGGGCGGACACCAUUCGACGCGCCGCCAACCUCAACCGAGUCGACAAGUCUGCCACAGCAGACCCUUUCGGUAUUGGUCAGUUGGACGACACACCGUCGCCGAACACCGUCUCUAAUUCAGACGCUAGCUACGCCCUCUCUGCGUCCAGAGAUACGGAGGACAGGGAGCCAGACGUCCAGCUCGUUUCGGAGGACGACGACGACGCACACGACGGCUGGCUUUCCGUCCCGCGCAUGCGUCACAGCCGUCCCGCUGUCCGGUUGGUACGCUCACAAUUGACCCGCCCGGACGGCCCUUCGCUGCGGAGGGGGGAGUCUGAUCGCCAUCUCUCGGUUACUAAUCGUCUGUUUCGGAGAGCCAUCAAGGGCCAUUUGCCGGAGAAGGAUCCCCCCGCGGCCCACCAGUUGGCCCGCCCACACGAUUUCAUUCGGAACCAGCCCAGGCCGAAGCGGAAAACGCCGACUAGGGUGUACAUGAAGGUUUCGCUAUCGGAGCAAAUCAGGCGCCAGGAGUCAACGGACCAGUUGCCCGACGACCAUUUGAGUCACGAAGAAAUGCCGUAUGCAUCUCGUAAGCAGGCAGCGCGCGGGCACCGGAGUUGUCCGCUGCCCUCCAAUCGGAAGUCGAGCAAUCUAGUCGCGCAGUCGUUGCCGCCCUUCAAAGGCGGCGCCUCUCGUACAAAAACGCCUGCUGGCUGCGAAAAGGAAAGUGGCGGAUCACUGAUCGGAGUGAAGGCAGAGUUUAACGGAGAUAUCCGCCGUUUGCGAAUUCUACCGGAUGCCUCUCGUGCGUCGUUCAUGAGUCAGUUGCAGACGCUUUUCGAGGUUCCGGAAAUACUUGUGCUCAAGUAUUUGGAUGAAGAAGACGAUUUUGUCACGGUCGCCAACGAAACGGAUAUGACAGAGAUGAUAUAUAUGGUGAGAGAACACAACCUCUCACCGCUCCGGGUGCACUUGCAAGUAGAGCGCACGGAAUGUGCCAGAGCGGUUGCGUAA
Chondrus crispus (carragheen) is the source of this 1581-nucleotide messenger RNA. RefSeq lists its product as hypothetical. The record is from RefSeq and is a predicted model, not a curated record. Gene Ontology annotation, molecular function: protein binding. Bases 1 to 1581 code for a protein of 526 amino acids. The transcript has a single exon. NCBI's taxonomy places the organism in Eukaryota, Rhodophyta, Florideophyceae, Gigartinales, Gigartinaceae.